This is a messenger RNA of Protopterus annectens (West African lungfish), 276 nucleotides long. RefSeq names its product olfactory receptor 52E8-like. The coding region runs from base 1 to 276 and encodes 91 amino acids. Lineage: Eukaryota; Metazoa; Chordata; Ceratodontiformes; Protopteridae. Gene Ontology annotation, cellular component: membrane. The record is from RefSeq and is a predicted model, not a curated record. The transcript is spliced from 2 exons.
AUGUCAUUCUUGGCAGUAAUGGCAUAUGAUCGAUAUGUUUCUAUCUGUAACCCUCUGAAAUAUGUCAGCCUUAUGACAAAAAUGAGACUAUCCCGUUUGGGAGGAGUAGAUACCUUAAAUUUUGUGGAACUCUUUGUGUCACUUGCAUGUCUUAUGCUUCCUCCUCUAUUUAAUCCACUAAUCUAUGGGAUUCGAACUCAAGCAAUAAGAAAAAAUAUACAAAAAGCAAUUAAAAAUAAGAUGUUUUGCCCCAAUGUCAUUAUUAAAAAGAAGUAA